AGAAAAAAACACUAGUCCAUCUCUUUCUUCCCGUUCUCCUGUCAUCAUCCUAUGAGCGGAGCUCGUGAACACGGCGGCAACCACCUUUCCGAUGCCUCUAUCGACCACCAUGAUCCUCAGCUCCUCUACCCUCUCGCACCACACUCGCCAAUUCCUCUUCCCCUCACACUCCAUUCAGAUUCUGCGGAAACUCCAAUCGCCCUUCAGUCUUCCUUCAAAUUCACCAAAUUGCCGCGUUCUGAUCGUUCGGAACUCCGGCGACAUCACUGCCAAGCCUUCUCCGGAGUUCUGGAAGCAGCUCUGCGAUUCUGUUCAGGACAACAAGCUUCACGCCAUCCGCCAACUUUUUUCUAGGCCUGGAAUCAACAUCGACGCCUAUAUCAUACCUUCACAAGACGCCCACCAGAGUGAAUUCAUUGCUGAAUGUUAUAUGCGGAGAGCAUAUAUAUCGGGUUUCACUGGAAGUGCAGGAACUGCAGUUGUCACAAAGGACAAAGCAGCCUUGUGGACAGAUGGGCGCUACUUUCUGCAGGCAGAGAAGCAGUUGAGCUCUAGCUGGAUUCUUAUGCGAGCAGGUAAUUGGGGAGUUCCUACAAUGAGUGAGUGGCUCACCAGUGUCCUCCCACCUGGGUGUAGGAUUGGAAUUGAUCCUUUUCUUUUUUCUUCAGAUGCUGCAGAAAAACUGAAAGAGGACAUAUCUACAGGAAAUCAUGAACUGGUGUUUAUAUCCAAGUUUAACCUCGUAGAUGAAAUAUGGAGAGAAUCAAGACCACAGCCUCCAAAAGAACUAGUUAGGGUGCAUGACCUAAAAUAUGCUGGUGUUGAUGUCUCAUCCAAGUUAAUUUCCUUGAGGUCUAACUUAAUUAGUGCGGGUUCAUCUGCAAUUGUUAUUUCAGUUCUUGAUGAAAUUGCCUGGUUGUUGAACUUGAGGGGGAGUGAUGUUCGGCAUUCACCCGUCAUGUAUGCGUAUUUGAUUGUGGAGAUUGAUGGAGCAAAGUUAUUCAUUGAUGAUUCAAAAAUUACACCAGAGGUUAGGGGUUACUUGAAUAGUGCAGGCAUCGAACUGAGAGCAUAUGAAUCCAUCAUUUCUGAAAUUGAAAGUUUGGCAGAAAAAGGAGCAAAUCUAUGGUUGGACAAAUCAUCUGUAAAUGCUGCUAUUGAAAAUGCAUACACGUCUGCAUGUGAUAGAUACUCUAGGAGCCUUGGAGGAAGGAAGGGAAAUAAGGGUGGCACCAGUAUGGACUCCAAUGGUGUUUCUAGGGAGCCCCAGGCAUUAUAUAGGAGCUCUCCUGUCUCUAUGACCAAAGCUGUGAAAAAUAGUGCAGAAUUAGAAGGCAUGCAAAGCUGUCAUCUAAGAGAUGCUGCUGCUCUUGCACAAUUUUGGGUUUGGUUAGAGGAGAACAUCUCUAAGGAUGUGAGCGUGAUGGAGGUAGAAGUUGCUGACAAACUUUAUGAAUUUCGUUCAAAACAAUUUGGCUUUCUUGACACAAGCUUUGACACUAUAAGUGGUUCUGGCGCGAAUGGUGCCAUCAUUCAUUACAAACCAGAGUCUGAUAGUUGCAGCAAUGUGAAUCAACAUGAACUUUUCCUUUUAGACAGUGGUGCUCAAUAUGUUGAUGGGACAACUGACAUAACUAGGACAGUGCAUUUUGGUGAACCAUCUUCACGAGAGAAAGAAUGUUUCACACGGGUUUUGCAGGGUCACAUAGCUCUUGAUCAGGCUGUCUUCCCCGAAAACACUCCGGGAUUUGUACUUGAUGCAUUUGCACGGUCAUCCUUGUGGAAGGCUGGCCUUGAUUACCGGCAUGGAACUGGGCAUGGUGUAGGAGCUGCACUGAAUGUCCAUGAAGGCCCACAAAGCAUUAGUUUCCGUUUUGGAAACACGACUCCUUUGGUACCAGGGAUGGUAGUCAGCAACGAGCCUGGCUACUACGAAGACCAUUCAUUUGGCAUUCGGAUUGAGAAUCUUCUUUAUGUCAAGGAAAUGAACACUCCAAAUCAUUUUGGCGGACUUAGAUACCUUGGGUUUGAAAAACUUACUUUUGUUCCAAUACAGACUAAAUUGGUUGAUUUGUUGUUACUCUCUGCUGCUGAGAUCGGUUGGCUGAAUAGUUACCACUUGCUCGUUUGGGAGAAGGUUUCGCCUUUACUUGACGGUCCUGCACGCGAAUGGCUGUGGAACAACACCAGGCCAAUCCUCGUCAAGCCCACUUGAUCCAUCCAUGUAAUCUAUACUAUGAAAACGUAACAGCAUUGUUUGUAAGUUGUAACCAAACACACACAGAGUAAUUAAAUUAUACUCCCUCGGUGCCAAAACUAGUGUGACACUUCUCAAAUUGGACUUCCUAAUACUAAAGGCCCACUUCCCUA
Molecule: messenger RNA, 2370 nt
Organism: Cuscuta campestris
Lineage: Eukaryota; Viridiplantae; Streptophyta; Magnoliopsida; Solanales; Convolvulaceae
Source: the annotation of a GenBank genome assembly